Messenger RNA from Aspergillus fischeri NRRL 181, 3447 nucleotides. RefSeq names its product tetratricopeptide repeat domain protein. Lineage: Eukaryota; Fungi; Ascomycota; Eurotiomycetes; Eurotiales; Aspergillaceae. Gene Ontology annotation, molecular function: protein binding. Bases 1 to 3447 code for a protein of 1148 amino acids. The record is from RefSeq and is a predicted model, not a curated record. The transcript has 3 exons.
AUGACCCUUGUGUCCUUGGGGAUCCUUCACCUGCAUGAACUGAGCCCAGACCACGAAACCAACUCGGAAGCUGAAUGGAAGAAUGCGGUCGAUAUCGUCGCCGUCCACGGAUUGAAUGAAGACUCAAUAACCGCGUGGAGUGCUCCCGAGACUGGGACGCUCUGGCUAAAAGACUUGAUCCCGAAGCACAUACCCCAAGCACGAGUUCUGUCCUUCGGAUACGAAUCCUCCCCCAGCCGUUUUGACGGGCCCGGCUUUGUAGAUAAAAUCCGAAGCCUUGCGACGACCUUAGUUGCGGAUCUUGAAGCAGACAGAAGCUUGGGGGUCUGUCGAACCCGGCCGAUAAUCUUCGUCUGCCAUGGACUAGGAGGUGUAAUUGUCAAGAAAGCACUUGCCCACUCUGCAAGUUCAACGUCUCCCCUGGUCGCUCAUCUGAAUGAGAUUUUUAUUUCGACGUUUGCAAUCUUGUUCUUUGGAACGCCGCAUAUCAAUAUUAACUUGGCCAACUGGCUUGUUCUAGAAUCCUCAGGGGUCGGAGAUGGCCGCGCUCAACGACCUGGGUAUUCACAAUCGUCACCCCCGAAGAAGCUCCAGAGCCUGGAAUCCAUUACUGAUCAAUUUGCCCCUUUGAUGAAAAAGUUCUAUACUACCUUUUUCUGGGAAGGUAUGCCGACCGAUUUUGGAGGCUAUCAUGAUUUCCUUGUUGAACCGGCCUCCGCCGCUCCGGCUAUCUACGAGAGCCCAAAAUGUGCAAUUGUCGGCGCAACUCACUCAAGAAUGGUGAAGUUGUUAGAAUGGAGUCCAUCUUACUCUACGGUGCUUGCGACGCUGAAAAGGUACUGCUUGAAGGCCCCCGGUGUGAUUAAUGAUCGCUGGAAGAAGGCCAGGGAUGCACUGGCUCGAGCUAGGCUUAAUGAAGCCCAUGAAAUGGCUGGUUUUCGCUUCAGCCUGCCCGACAAGCUCGCAGACCAUGUUAUAAAGAACAUUUCCAAGCAGGAAGCGCGAAAUCAGCACCUUUAUACGCCCUUGCUUCCUUCUGUAAACUACAUCGGGAGGAAAGAGAUCAGGGAACAGAUUCGACAGGCACUUCUUCUGCCAGAAACCGAGUUCAUCAGACAGAGCCAGAGGCGCCUUAUCGUACAUGGCAUAGCAGGCUCGGGGAAAAGUCAGCUGUGCACAAAUUUCGCUUCUGACAACCGUGAAAGUUACUGGGGCAUCUUUACAAUUGACGCGACAUCCGAGGCCCUUGCAGCCAAAUCCUAUGCCGAAAUCGGCAAGAUAGGGGGUUUGGCAAGCACGGAAAGCGCUGGGAAACAUUACCUCUCACAAGCUCGCGAGCCAUGGUUGCUUAUCAUUGAUAACGCAGAUAGCCCUGAGCUUCACCUUCCCAGCUUGUUUCCUCCCGGAGAUCGAGGGCACAUUCUCGUGACUACGAGGAACCGGGAGAUUCAACGGUAUGGGAAUGUAGGGAGCAUAGAGCUUGGAAAGCUUGGAGAGGAAGAAGCACUCUAUCUACUCCUGAAUUCGGCAGAAAUCUCGCCCCCAUGGGAUAAGUCGACAGAGACGAAAGGCAAGGAGAUUGCUAAGAUCUUGGGAUAUUUGGCACUCGCCAUAAAGCAGGCCGGGUCUGCAAUAUCUCGCAAACUUUGCAACCUAGAAGACUAUCUCGCUUUUUAUCAGUACUACCGAAAGAAGCGCAAACAAAAAGCUUCUAUUGCCUCCAGCAGUGCCAGAGAAGAUAUUUACUCCGCCUUCGACCUUUCAUUCGAACAUCUGGAUAAGAAGCAGACUAGCACGAGCCAGGAUGCUAUCGAGAUUCUCAAUAUUGUCAGUUUUUUCCACUUCGACAACAUUCGUAUUGAGAUAUUUGAAAGUGCUAUGAGAAACCGGCGAACAGCCCAAGCCCCAUCCUCAUUGAUCAGUCGUCUCCAAGCUCCCCGCCCAUUUCCUCAUUUUCUCAAACGAGCCAGUGAGGAUACAGACAUCUAUUAUUUAAGAGUAGUUCUGUGUGAGCUAUACACCCUCUCCCUCAUCGGCUAUGACGAAGACCUCAAAAGCUUCCGGUUGCACCCCCUCAUACAUGCCUGGGCCAGGGAUCGCAUUGAUCCAAAGGAAAGAAAAAUCUGGGCCCUGCUCGCUUUAAAUACCCUGGUUGAGGCGAUUUUGCUACCAUCGGAUGACCACAAAGGACUAGACACAGAUCUUGGAAAAGACAUUUUGCCUCACCUUGACGAAUGUCUUGCCGCAUGUCCGGUGGAGAUUGAGAGGUUCAGUAUUCCGUUUGGACGUCUUGGAAUUCAGGUAGCGAAACUAAUCAUGGCGACACACUUUCUCAAUUUGAAGGACAAAGCAGAGACGGCUGCAAGAUGUGGCUAUGUAUACGCUUUGUGCGGCCGCUUCGCAGACGCUGCUCGCUAUAUCACAAUGGUUAAGGACCUGACGGUACAGACUUUGGGAUACGACAACCCAAGAACGCAAAUGGCGAUGAUGGGCUUAGCCAACGUCUUGUGGGGCCUUGGAAAACUGGAACAGGGCAUCGCAUUACAGAAACGGGUCGUCGAAGUCCGACAAAAAUGGCUCGGCAGCUCUCACCGUGAUACCUUGAAAGCUAUGGCAACAUUGGGUCAAUCGUUGUGGUUGAAUGGCCAGUAUCUUGAAUCUUUACAGCUGCUGGAGAAAACUACCGAAAAGAUGAUUGACACGCUGGGUUCUGAAGACAGAGAUACAUUGGUUGUGAUGGACAAUCUUGGGGUGACGUUGGGAUCCUGGCAACGAUACGAAGAAAGUAGAGCCAUGCACGAACGGGUAUUAAGAGUUCGGCAAAGAGAUGCUGAGGAAGACGACAUAGAUACCCUGACAACUAUGAGCAACUUGGCUAUGGCUCUAUUGGAUCUAGGGGAGCUCGAACAGGCAAAAGAAAUGAUGAGCCGGGUGUAUAAAUUGCGUCAAAAGAAGCUCGGCAAAGAGCAUCCAUACACCUUAUGGGCGCUUUGCUAUCUUUCAAAGAUAUACACAGAGCUAGGGCUACUCGACCAAGCAGAAAGAAUGUUGGAGGAUGGAAUCGCGGCAGGCAAGCGCAGUCUCAGUGAAGAUCAUCUCGGGGUCCUUAUGGGAUGCGGAGAGCUCGCACGAGUGUAUGCACGGCAAGGUCGCCUGGAGGAGGCCGAGAGACUCUCCCUGAGCGUGCUCCAGAAAGUAAAAGUAACCCGCGGCUCGGAACACUUCGACUAUAUUUUCGGAAUGUGGAAACUUGGUCAACUAUACGAAAAGAAGAACCAAGUUCGGGAGGCCUUGGACGCCUAUCGGGUCGCCUUUGAGCACACCGAGACUCGUCUGACCAGGGAGCAUCCGCUUGCUAAACAGAUUGAACUCCGUAUAGACCAGCUGAACAGCUCAAUAUCCACAAAUCCCGAGACUACAAACAUCAAGGAAGAUCACACCUAUUGA